UCAUUUAUGAAUGGUAUUGAUGGUAUAAAGGGUAUCUCUCUCUUGCUAAAAACAAGCCAUAACUUCACUUUCUCCACCUCCUCCUCCUCCUCCGCUUCCUUCUUCUUAUUGUUCUUCUUCUUCUUGUUCUUCCAUUUGAGACCUUAAUUUGUUCUUCCAUUUCAGCUAUGGGUGAAGGCAAAAGGCAGAUGGCACAAAGCCCAUGCUCUCCAUAUGUUGGCCAUGGGAAAGAUGAUGAUCAUGAUCAGUGGACUAUCAUAGAUGGCGAAGAUGAUGAUCAUACCUACAAGAUGAAUGCUACAUCACCAUCGUCAUCUACAUCCUCCUCCCUUGGAGAUUCAACAGUUUCAAAUGGAUCAUCAUUGUUUUCAUCAGAAAUGGUAGAUGAUGCGACUUCAUCAGAAAUGGUAGAUGAUGCGACUUCAUCAACAAAUAAUUCUUCAUCAUCAUCCUUGGAUGAUUUAUCAGAUCUCAUGGCACAACUACCCAUCAAGAGGGGACUUUCUAAGUUCUACCAGGGAAAGUCUCAAUCUUUUACAACUCUAUCAAGGGUGACAAGCAUAGAGGAUCUUCCCAAGAAAGAAAGUACCCUUUCCAGAAGGCAAAUGAUCAAGGCAUCAAAGAGCUAUGCAGGCGGAUUAGACAGAUGCAGAUCUUACACUCUAAUUCCAAAGCCCAUUAUAUCAAAGAAAACUUCAAGGGGUUCAUUGUCAUCCUUGUCUUCUCCGAGUAGUAGAAGAGGUAGUUUUGUAAGUUGUUGCAGGCCUCCUCGGGUUCACUCACAAAAUAAGUUGGAAUGAGAUUACCUGCUUGGCUGGUUACUUCCAACAUGAGAGAGAGAGAGAGAGAGAGAGAGAUGUAAAUACGAAAUGCUUUGAUACUAUUAUGUAGUUCCUCGUUCUUGAAAUUGGGAUCAGUUCAUUGUGUUAUAUGGAAGUGACUUGAAAUUGGUUCA
Molecule: messenger RNA, 955 nt
Organism: Rhododendron vialii
Lineage: Eukaryota; Viridiplantae; Streptophyta; Magnoliopsida; Ericales; Ericaceae
Product: protein OXIDATIVE STRESS 3-like
Exons: 2
Coding region: 168-800 (210 amino acids)
Source: RefSeq, a predicted model, not a curated record